Molecule: messenger RNA, 1815 nt
Organism: Thermochaetoides thermophila DSM 1495
Lineage: Eukaryota; Fungi; Ascomycota; Sordariomycetes; Sordariales; Chaetomiaceae
Product: aminopeptidase-like protein
Exons: 5
Coding region: 1-1815 (604 amino acids)
Molecular function (GO): manganese ion binding; metalloaminopeptidase activity
Source: RefSeq, a predicted model, not a curated record
AUGGGCUCCGAUUACGAGCUGGUCCCCAUUGACGAAUUUGACGCGCUGCUUGUUGACACCCCAACAACCCGCACUUCAAAGUCUUCAUCGCCUUUGCGUGAGUUGGGGAAGGCCAAGGAGGCUCGGCAGAAGCCAUCAUUCCCUCUCUUUUCGAGCAAUGACCCGGCUGAGGAGAGGCGCUUCUUGCAAUGGCUUCAUGCGGACCUUGGGAAGUUUCCGGCUAAAACCCACGCGCGCAAGGUCGCAACCGAGCUGGGUGUGCCGUCUGGCAUGAUUUAUCUCCUCGGCCAGGAGGACACACUCUAUGAGGAUUCUGACCAAGGGCCUAAGUUUCGCCAGCGGCGGUACUUCUACUACCUCACCGGCGCCGACCACGCCGGCUGCGCCGUAACCUACGACAUUACAAGAGACCGGCUGAUCCUUUGGAUCCCGUACACGGAUCCGCGCAAGGUGCUCUGGUACGGCCGUGGGCCGAGCAUCGAGGCGUGCAAAGAUGCGUCGGAUGUCGACGAUGUGCGGUAUAUCGCCGGGCUGCCGCGGUACUUGAACAACUCGCUCGACCCCGGCGCGACGCUGUACGUCCUGCAUCCGGAGCAGGCGCCGCAGUUCGAUCGAACCAAGGGGACCGUGGUGAUUGAUUCGGUUAAGUUGCAAGCGGCGAUGGAUCGCGCACGGGUGAUCAAGACGCAGUAUGAGAUUGAGAUGAUUCGGAGAGCGAAUGCAGUUUCGAGCGCCGCCCAUAAGCUUGUCCAGUCCCGUCUCUCUUGCCUACAAAACGAGCGCGAAAUCGAUGCCAUCUUCCGAGGCUACUGCAUCGCCCACGGCGCGCCGACCCAAGCCUACCCGGUCAUCGCGGCCGCCGGCCCAGCAGCCAGCACUCUUCACUACGAAGAGAACGACCAGCCCCUCCCCGGCAAGCAGCUCGUUGUGCUGGACGCGGGAGCAGAGUGGAAGUGCUAUGCCAGUGAUAUCACACGUACUCUGCCGCUGACGGUAUCGGGUAACGGGUUGGGAUUCACCAAGGAGGCCGAAGAAAUUUAUACCCUCGUGCUGAAGAUGCAAAGGGAGUGUAUUGACCUCGUGGCUCCGGGAGUCGAUUUCGCAGCUAUUCACCUCCACGCUUGUCGAGUUGCGCUUAAGGGUCUGAUGGACCUCAACAUUCUCGGACGUCCCGGAGUUUCCUUCGACGAGAUCUGGCACCGAGGCACUGUCGCCGCAUUCUUCCCACACGGCCUUGGGCACCACGUCGGGCUGGAGGUACACGACGUGAGCGGCGAUCAGAGGUUGCUCAUGUUGCCGGAGUAUGUCUCGUCUGUUCCCUUCCCGGCAGCAGGCCCAUCCCGCGCAGCGAUCUGGGAGUCGUGCGGGGUCUUAAUCGGCGCCGGGGUGCUAAACAGGCGCAGGUCGGGCGUUGGAAGGAAGAGGCAGUGCGUGACGGCAGAGAUGUUAGCUACUCUGGUCAGGACAUAUGACGCCCCUUCGACUACCCUCCGAACCAAGUACGGGGCCGGAUCAGAAAAGAUCCAGCAAGGCCCCUCCUCCGACCCGACGAAACGCAAAGGACAGAUCCUGCAAGGGAACAUGAUUGUCACGAUCGAGCCGGGAAUUUAUUUCUGCCGGGAGUAUAUCACGGCGUACUUUUUAAAUGAUGCGCUGCAUGGGGGGUAUAUCAAUAAAGAGGUGUUGGCGAGGUAUUGGGAUGUUGGAGGGGUCAGGAUUGAGGAUGAUAUCCUGGUGACGGAGGACGGGUGGGAGAACUUGACGAAUGUGCCGAAGGAGGUUGGGGAGCUGCUUGCUGCUGUUAAUGGGUUGUGA